Molecule: messenger RNA, 2379 nt
Organism: Labrus mixtus (cuckoo wrasse)
Lineage: Eukaryota; Metazoa; Chordata; Actinopteri; Labriformes; Labridae
Gene: ccdc25
Product: coiled-coil domain containing 25
Exons: 9
Coding region: 173-796 (207 amino acids)
Source: RefSeq, a predicted model, not a curated record
CCUCGACCCAACAACUUCCGGGGUCGAACCCGUACAUGCGAAAAGUGACAGCAGCAACGAUCAGUCGGCACAAAACUCAUUAUAUUUGUUUGUGUUUCCUGAAAAGCGCGUCAGCUUUGAAGCACGUUGACUUACAUUUAUUGUGUUAGAGGAGACUUUCAGGUCACAUAAAAUGGUGUUUUACUUCACAAGUGGCGUGGUGAGCCCUGACUACACAAUCUACAUGGGGAAAGACAAAUAUGAAAAUGAGGAUCUAAUAAAGUACGGAUGGCCUGAGGACAUUUGGUUUCAUGUAGAUAAACUAUCAUCUGCCCACGUUUAUCUCAGACUGCCAAAGGGUCAGACGAUAAAUGAGAUCCCUCCAGAGGUGCUGAUCGACUGUGCACAGCUGGUGAAGAACAACAGUAUCCAAGGCUGUAAGAUGAACAACAUCAACGUGGUUUACACACCGUGGGCAAAUCUGAAGAAGACCGGCGACAUGGACGUGGGACAGAUCGGCUUCCACAGACAGAAAGAGGUGAAGAUUGUGUCGGUGGAGAAGAAGGUCAACGAGAUCGUGAACCGUCUGGAGAAAACAAAAGUGGAAAGUUUCCCCGACCUGGCGGCGGAGAAAGAGUCGAGAGACCAGGAGGAGAGGAACGAGAAGAAAGCUCAACUUCAGGAGCACAAGAGGAAAGAGAAGGAUGAGCAGAAGAAGAGACGGGAGAUGGAGGAGCUAAAGAACUAUUCUUCACUGAUGAAAUCUGAGAAUAUGAAGACUAAUGAGGAUGGCUAUGAUUCAGACGAUUUCAUGUAAGUGGUGACAGCCGGGCAGCAAGACGACCAGAUCCUCCUCCGCCCCCUCCCCCCGACUUGCUGCCACGAAGCUCCCUUGCUGCUUUCGCUUGCUGCAACUCUGCACAGACAUUGAGGGAAAACAAAGACAAAUGGAUACCUUUUUAUGCUUUUGGACACUUUGGAGCCGAAAGCGAGCCAAUGAGGGACAGCGCUGGGGACCUGUCCUCGUGCCGAUUGGCUCAGACUCUGUGUCCAAUCCUAAACCAAGCUGGCCGGCCUCCUCAUGAAGGGAUCACACUGCAGAUUAAACACAGGACGACAGGAAUGCUGAGGAUUCAUACGAAGAGGGGGGGGGGCAGUGUGUGUGACAGAUGUUGAUGUAUGUUAACACUAGUUUAGAUUUAAUAACCCUCUGUUCCCUUUCUUCAUGUGCUCAUUUCUCUGCAUGUCAGAUUUUAUUCGACAUAAUUCAAUGUAUGAAUUAAACUCAGUUAAAGUUACUUAUGUGGACAAACCCUUAUAUUAUUCUUAACAGUGCCAUAAAUCUGUCUCAGUCAUUGUCAUGUAACUGCAAAGUGGCGCCCCCCGAAGGAUUAUAGACACGGUGCUGCCCAAAGCGGCGUCCAUAUGGCUUAACAAACUGUUUAAAACCCGAAGAAAUGACAGUACGUUUACGACAAGACAACAAUGAAUCUAAAGAAAAGGGGGAAAUAAAAACUUCAAGAGAUUAUAGAAAAAAAAUGCAUUUAUUUAGUUCACUUCCCAUCCGGACGUCAGAGCUCCCUGAUCAAUCUAAAACUGAUUUUUACAGAUCAGAAGAAAGUAGGUGUUCUGUGCAUGAAGGAGGAUUGUUUGUUAGUGAUUUCACUCGUCUAAUGCAGAGAACAAUAGCAUCAGAUUAGACCUGCAGAUUAGACCUCUACUCUCAGCUAUUUGUACUCUUUAAAGACUUCAGAAGAAUCCGUGUAGAAGUUAACAAAACUCACAUUUUCUAGGUUUAAAAUAAAAACAAUAUUUGGAAGAAAAAAAUUAUUUUCUCGUAGGUUUCUCUAAGUUUGAAAUUGCAGCAGUUGCUCUACUUCCCCUUUUUUCUAGGUAGUAAAAUUAUUAUCAGAAGAAUUCAGAUUUUAAUUAUUGAUUCGGUUCACUUUUCUUUCAUGAAACCGGCUGCCACGAUGUCUGUUUGUUACACAUGACGUGACCUCUCUCCUCACAGCAUACAGUGUGUGAGGAGUAAAGGGUCGGUAAGGUGCUUUUCAUUUAAAAAUCUAAAUUUAAUUAAAAGUUAACUUUAUCACAUUCAAAGUUAAAGAGGAUAUGUCUGAGAUUUAGUUGACCCAAGAUGUUUUUCUGUUCCAUGUUUAAUGUCAUUAUUUCAUGAAUUAUUAUUAUCCUGAAAUUUGUAGCAGCAAGUGUUAUGAAUACUUUGGCAAAUCUACGCGUUGGGAAUCAGUCGUUUCAGACGGUGUAAUAAUGAGCGGCUUUGAGAGGGGGAGAGAGUAUUUUGAGGCCAAAUGUUUGUACCAUCUUGCAUCUCAUAUGUAGCUUUGUUAGUACGACUACCUGUGCUGCCAUUUGGAAUUAAAAACACCACUUUCCUCU